CUCUUCCUUGUCUUAAGUCAAUGACUUGGGGGAUGGAGAGUAAGAAUACAAUCCCGGGUGGUAGAGUUGCAGUUAUCAAUUUAAAGUUGCACGAUUACAGAAAGUUUCCCUCGGCAGAUAUGGAGGUCAAGUUUCAGCUGUCUAGCGUUACACUUGAACCUAUGUUAAGGUCUAUGGCUUACAUCAGCGAACAACUCUCAGCUCCAGCGAAUAGAGUAGCUGUCAUCAAUUUGAAGCUGCAAGACACUGAGACAACAACAGGAGAAUCAGAGGUCAAAUUUCAGGUGUCCAGGGAUACACUAGGGGCAAUGUUGAGAUCAAUGGCUUAUAUCCGUGAGCAGCUCUCUAUUGUUGGAGAGCUACAGACAGAACCACAAGGGAAGAAGCAACGCAAGUGAAAGAGAGAAGCAACCACGGAAAUUUUUUUAAAAAAAAAUUGUAAACGUAGGAAGGAAGAUCCCUCAUUAGGAUUCGUGUGUUCAAUCUUUGUGAUUGAUGUUGUACGUUACAAUGUGUAAUAUGUGCAAGUGUGGAGAAACAGGUGGGGGCAUUGAGUCUUGAUUCAGGGCAGGCUUUGAAUUGUAUAUAUAUCCUUUUUUCAGACA
Messenger RNA from Raphanus sativus (radish), 605 nucleotides. Its product is annotated as protein FAR1-RELATED SEQUENCE 3. Lineage: Eukaryota; Viridiplantae; Streptophyta; Magnoliopsida; Brassicales; Brassicaceae. Bases 21 to 398 code for a protein of 125 amino acids. The record is from RefSeq and is a predicted model, not a curated record. The transcript has 4 exons.